CUCUCUAUAUAUAUACAUAUACACAGACUCCACCCUUAUAUACGUGGUUCUAUAGCACACCAUAUUUCGCGCCUCCCAAACACAAUCUCUCUCUCAUUUUCUCAGGAAAUUCUUGCUCAACUCUGAUUUUUCUCUCGGAGCAUAGUCGCUUCAGAGAGAGAAAGUAAAGAUGGGAGUGGGAGAAGGAGGAGACGAAGGGUUGAGGAGAAGAGGAUGUUCGUGUACAAAAGACGAUUUUCUCCCUGAGGAAUCGUUCCAGAGCUGGGGCAAUUAUGUCCGAGCACUGAAAGAGACUCCGACCCGUUUAAUUAAUCGGGUCACGACCCGAUCAUUGGAUAGCACCGAACUGGUCGAAAUGAAGGCUCGAAGCGAACACGAGAUGAAGAAGACGCUCACUUGGUGGGACCUCAUGUGGUUCGGUAUCGGAGCCGUCAUCGGCGCCGGAAUAUUCGUUCUCACCGGGCUCGAGGCCAAGACCGACGCUGGCCCUGCCGUCGUCUUAUCUUACGUCGUUUCUGGAAUCUCCGCCAUGCUUUCUGUUUUUUGUUACACGGAAUUUGCGGUCGAAAUUCCCGUUGCAGGGGGUUCCUUUGCUUACCUAAGAGUAGAGCUCGGAGACUUCGUGGCCUUCAUCGCCGCAGGCAACAUUCUCCUAGAAUACGUAAUAGGCGGUGCAGCCGUGGCCCGGUCAUGGACCUCUUACUUUGCCACGCUAUGCAACCACAAACCAGACGAUUUUCGCAUCAACGCCGUGGGCGCUCUCUCCGAAAACUACGGCCACCUCGACCCAAUAGCCGUAGUAGUCAUGGCCGGCAUUUGCAUCCUAGCCGUGCUCAGCACCAAAGGCUCAUCAAGACUAAACUACGUCGCUUCAAUUGUCCACAUCCUAGUCAUCCUCUUCAUCAUCAUAGCAGGUCUAACCAAAGCCAACUUCGAUAACUACAGAGAUUUCGCACCCUUUGGCCCACGUGGGGUCUUCAAAGCCUCAGCUGUACUCUUCUUCGCCUAUGUAGGAUUCGACGCCGUUUCAACCAUGGCUGAAGAAACCAAAAACCCGGGUAAAGACAUCCCAAUUGGGUUAGUUGGGUCUAUGGUCAUAACCACUGUAGCUUACUGUUUACUAGCUAUAACACUUUGCUUAAUGGUACCAUACAAACUAAUCGACGAAGACGCACCUUUCUCUGUUGCGUUCGAAACUGUUGGAAUGGGUUGGGCUAAGUACCUCGUUGCGGCUGGUGCCUUAAAGGGAAUGACUAGUGUUUUGCUUGUUAGCGCAGUGGGUCAGGCUCGUUACCUAACACACAUAGCUCGGACCCACAUGAUGCCACCAUGGCUUGCACAAGUCAACGCGAAGACUGGUACUCCAGUCAACGCAACCAUUGUCAUGAUCACAGCUACUGCUAUUAUUGCCUUAUUCACAAAGCUGGAUAUUCUCUCUAAUCUACUUUCAAUAUCGACACUUUUCAUUUUCAUGCUCGUUGCAGUGGCCCUUCUCGUCCGGCGAUACUAUGCUGCCGGAGUAACUACUCCGGCUAACCGGAAUAAGCUGAUCUUUUUCCUUGUAGUGAUUUUGGGGUCUUCUAUUGGUACUUCUGCUUAUUGGGGCACCAGCGAUGGUUGGUAUGGGUAUGCAAUUACAGUUCCACUUUGGUUUUUGGGGACAUUGGGUAUUCGAAUCUUUGUUCCUCAGGCGAAGUUUCCUAACCUCUGGGGUGUUCCAUUGGUGCCGUGGUUGCCCUCGGCUUCGAUUGCUAUCAAUAUUUUUCUUUUGGGGUCGAUUGAUAAAGACUCGUUUAUAAGGUUUGGGAUUUGGACUUUGAUUAUUUUGGGUUAUUACUUCUUCUUUGGGUUACAUGCUUCGUACGACGUUGCUAAGGAAUUUGAAAAGGAGAAAGCGCUUCGAAACGACAAUCAAUUGAAAAAUGCUGAAGAAGGUGGUGCUGUUGCCGAACCCAAUAAUUAGUUUUUUUUUUUUUUAAGGAAAAAUUAAAUUAGAUUUUUGUGAAGUUCGUUUCUUUUUUUUUUUAAUCUGAAAUCUUGUUUGUAGUAAAUUUUUUUGUUAUAUAGUUUGGUCUACGUAUUACUUUGCAAAAAAGAAAAGAAGUUUGGUCUACCUAUUGUAUGGUUUUUUUUUCUUUUUAAUUUGAAGUAAAGUGGUUUUUCUCA
Messenger RNA from Cannabis sativa, 2166 nucleotides. Its product is annotated as cationic amino acid transporter 1. Gene Ontology annotation, biological process: transmembrane transport; amino acid transport. Bases 170 to 1963 code for a protein of 597 amino acids. The record is from RefSeq and is a predicted model, not a curated record. NCBI's taxonomy places the organism in Eukaryota, Viridiplantae, Streptophyta, Magnoliopsida, Rosales, Cannabaceae. Gene Ontology annotation, cellular component: plasma membrane. Gene Ontology annotation, molecular function: L-glutamate transmembrane transporter activity; L-lysine transmembrane transporter activity. The transcript is spliced from 3 exons.